AUGAAUAUAAAAAUUCCUGAUUUUGAAAAUGUAGAAGAAACCGAGGUCUCGUGGCAGUCAUGUGCCUCCUGUUGCCCACAUAGAUCAUCGAACUUUGACCCAUGGAAUCUUGAGGAACAUCAAGUUCGAAACCGAAGCAACCACUGCGGGUCGCCGCCGUCAGUUGUAGCCCACACAGCACACGGCCUUGGUUUCUGUGUGGCACAAGGCCAUCAGCAAGGAGACUUCUUAAUGAUGAUUUAGCCGGCAACACUUUUCCAAGCUAACCAGUGUUGUGUGUGAAACUUGAGGCCAUGGGGAAGGCAGUGUGCUGGAUGACCAUGUGAUCAUCCCUGAGAGCUCAUCAUCCUAUUGGAGUGCACCUGUUGGGUGAGCUGAAAUGCUCUUUGUCAGUGUCUGCUUCAGGUUCUUGUUCAGCACCUAGUAUUAUAGAGAAAAAAGUAUUUGUAGUGUCUUAAUCAGUUCAGGUGGAGGUUCUGUGUACGAAAGUCAGAAUGUAUGAAUCCUAUGGCAUUGGCUGGAAUGUGUCAAAGUAUUUUCUUGUGCAAUAUCUGUUUGAUAAUAACUUCUAUAUUUUUAGAAAUGUCUGUCUGUUACAGAGUAAUUAUUUUUUAGCGAUCUGUUGCUGUAUACACAGUUCAUGUUUUAAUCAGAGGAAAUACAUUGUUUUGAGGUUACUGAAUGUUAUUGUAAAGAUUUGUCUAGGCACAACGAGGAGCUUCCGAAUGUGAGGGAUGUGCAUGUAUAGUAUUGCUAUACUAAUAUUGUAGUGCAAAAUGUGAAUUACUGCUCUUGAAAAUUACUCAUGCCUUUAUUUAGAGAAUAGUUCGAGAACUAUUUUAGGUAAUGAUAGAAGCUUGAGUUGAUUGGAAGGCAAGAGCUUCAAGGAACUGUUUGGACUGAGAUUCAUGGUUUGUUUUUUCUCUAAAUAGGAGUUGAAUGAAGUGCAAUGUUUCAAAAUGUUUUAAGUAUCUGAGAAUGACAAGAUUAGUGACAUGAAUUUAAUAAACAUUUGCUGCAUUUUUAAGUUACCUGUUCAGAACACAUCCUAUAAUCAAGUUAAUAGCCUUCAUCUGCACUACCCUGUCUGUUCAACUCUUUGAAAAGUCACAGGGUUUGCUUUUUCUGUUCAUUUUCCCAAGUCACAAAUACUAUUUCAGAUAUAAUUUAUAACUACUGGUAUAGAUUUAUUGAAUUAUGGGAAAAAUGAGUUCUGAAUAUCAUAAGGAUAAAGUUGAAACGAUUCGAUGAAAGACUUUAUGGGAUGUAUUGUUCUUAUUUGUUGAUAUUGAGUAGUGAAAAAUUUGCCAAAUUGACAGUUAUGUAAAUUCUGUACUGUCAUUUUUUUUU
Molecule: messenger RNA, 1350 nt
Organism: Gryllus bimaculatus (two-spotted cricket)
Lineage: Eukaryota; Metazoa; Arthropoda; Insecta; Orthoptera; Gryllidae
Source: the annotation of a GenBank genome assembly